Molecule: messenger RNA, 1045 nt
Organism: Mucor mucedo
Lineage: Eukaryota; Fungi; Mucoromycota; Mucoromycetes; Mucorales; Mucoraceae
Exons: 3
Coding region: 88-882 (264 amino acids)
Biological process (GO): cellular response to starvation; regulation of DNA-templated transcription
Cellular component (GO): nucleus
Molecular function (GO): DNA-binding transcription factor activity, RNA polymerase II-specific; RNA polymerase II transcription regulatory region sequence-specific DNA binding; zinc ion binding
Source: RefSeq, a predicted model, not a curated record
UUUUUUUUUCUUCUUCUUUCCCUUUACUUUUUUUUUUUGUAUAAUUAUCUCUCCUGGAAAAGCAGCUUUUCCGGACAAAAAGGGCAAAUGGUAUAUGACAACAAAAAUUGCUCAAAUCAGCUUGAGACUUCCUACACAAACAUCGAUAUGAAUAUAACAAAUGAACACAUUGAAACGAAUACCACAAGCAAACGUCGAAGCCAGGUUAAAAAUGCAUGUGUCAAUUGCCAAAAAGCUUGUAAAAAAUGCGAUGAAGGAAGGCCUUGUCAACGAUGUAUAAAACUUGGCAUUACCGACACAUGCUUCGACUCACCCAGAAAAGAACGUAAAAAGGGUUUUAAAAGAGGCCCUUAUCGAAAGAAGUCUGUUACUACGACACAGCAAACUAGCCUAAAAAAAGAGUCAUCAAGUUCUCCAUUGUUUACAACAAGUAUAAUGGUAAAACAAGAACAGAUAUCUCCCGAUAUAAAUCAUGCAGAAGCUGUUUAUAAUAUGAACAAUGAAUACUGCGAUUAUCCUACUGCAUCCUCGGAUACUAGCAACAGUCAAUUGAUGACUACACCAAAUAAUUACUAUAGUAACAAUACGCCAAGUGCUUAUUUUUAUUCAGCCUAUGAAGAGUGUCCACAAGAAAGUUUUACAAACACCAGUGGUAGCUUACCAGAAUGGACUUACACUGACACGGUUGAGCAUCCACUGUAUUACAAUACACAAGAAGCUUCAUCAUUUGUAACCAAAUUUGGUGACAAUACAAUAUUUUUGCAGAGUGACAAAUCUCACCAUGACGAUUCAAUUUAUAAUGACCAACAAUGGCUUGAUAAUUUAUAUUAUUAUCCUUCAAAUAUGAUGUAUAUCAAUACCAACCCUUCUUCUGCUAAUUAGUCAAAUAUGCCCCCUCACGCAACCUAUUUUUAUUUUAUUAUGUUAGUGUAUGAACUCUUCUUUUUUUUUUCUCUCUCUCUCUUAUGCCCCUCCAUACAUAUAUCCCAAAAAAUACGUCAUGAAUAAAAUAAAAAAGUCAUAUAGUUUAUUUGGCUCAAAAUGU